Rhinichthys klamathensis goyatoka is the source of this 3485-nucleotide messenger RNA. It is a transcript of the gene tlr21, whose product is annotated as toll-like receptor 21. The record is from RefSeq and is a predicted model, not a curated record. Gene Ontology annotation, cellular component: membrane. The transcript has 2 exons. Bases 141 to 3104 code for a protein of 987 amino acids. Gene Ontology annotation, molecular function: protein binding; transmembrane signaling receptor activity. NCBI's taxonomy places the organism in Eukaryota, Metazoa, Chordata, Actinopteri, Cypriniformes, Leuciscidae. Gene Ontology annotation, biological process: inflammatory response; immune response; toll-like receptor signaling pathway.
CAAAAUAAUCGGGAACAAUUUAAUGAAGCAGCUGCCUGUGUUAAACUCUCAAUAUUGGAUUAGGUGCAGCUCAUACUGAGUGAAGAACCUCGUAGUGUUGGUCUUUGAUGUAGGCAAAAAUAAAAGUGGAAUUAAAAAAUAUGGCAGAUUCUGCAUGCCGCAAACUGAUCCUAAAGGCGGUAUUUAUCUGCCUCCUUAAACUUGCCUUCAGCUACAGUUUCAGGAGUUGCAUAGAGAUCCCAGAUUCUAACCAUAAAACCUUCAGAUGUAUUAAAUGUCACGAACCAGACAUAACUACAAUUGUGCAAGAUGUAUUUCCCACAGCAACAAACCUUACAGUUUCUCGCAGUAACACUACAUCUGUUCAAGGCCGAAGCUUCGAUCAUCUGCCCAAUCUGACUUCUCUGGUACUGGACGUUAACCAUAUUUUUGAAAUCCACAAAGAUGCUUUUAAUAAUCUGCAUCAACUUCAGAUUUUAAAUCUCUCCUGCAAUAGCAUAUCAUCUCUCCACCGUGAUGUCUUCAGUGACCUCCAUAACCUCACACAGCUGCUCCUGGGAAGCAACAAACUUAAUAAUACUGAUAUGUUCCUGUUUUCCAAAUUGACAAAUCUACAGAUUCUUGACCUACGUCGGAAUAACCUGAAAAACUUUUCCGCUUUGGUUGAAUGCAUAACAAACCUGUCCAGCUUGAUAAAACUGGACCUUUCUUUUAACAAGCUUACCACCCUGCAUCACUCCCACCGUCUGCCAGAGUCGCUUUCCAGACUCUACCUCAGUGAUAAUAAACUAUACAAACUGGGAUGUGACAAGUCUUUCCUAAUGUAUGUGAAAGUGCUAGAUUUCUCAGAAAACAAAAAGUUAUCAUUCGAGGCUUUUCAGGGCCUGAAUCUGGAGAAUAUAAUGUACCUGCGCUUGCGCUUUACCAACGUCUCUGCUAGCAAGCUUCUUAUUUAUACCAAUGUACAACCGUGGAGCAUCGACUUCUCUGGUUUGAAACUGAAGGACUCUCGUGCUCUGUCUUCGCUGUGUUUUCUUCUGACACAUCACCACCAUAAAAAGCAACACAUACCUAAAAUGUUCCUCGAGGGCAAUUCCAUAAGAGCUCUAAAAAACAACACAUUUUAUCAUUGCCCCAAUAUCACAGGUGUAAUGGACCUCUCACGAAACGAAAUGAAAACCACAGGCUGCUUGCAGUUUCUGCACGGUCAAAACCAACUGGAAAGUCUCAAAAUGGAACAUAACCAUCUGACAAGGCUAACGUCCUGCAACAAAACGAAAAAGCUCUACAGCCUGAGAAACCUGAGCUAUCGAUACAAUCGUAUUCUACAGGUCAGUGCUUUUGCCUUCAGUAAUACACCAAAAUUAACAAACCUCGAGCUAAAUAUAAACAUAAUUGCUUAUAUGGACCAUAAAGCCUUAAGUGGACUCAAAGAUCUUGUUACACUUCGUCUCGACAACAACCUUUUGACCGAUGUCUACAACGACAGCUUUGAGGAUCUUACCAGCCUGAAGACUCUCAACCUGCGCAACAACCAAAUAGCUGUAAUUUUCAACUAUACCUUUCAUUCUCUGUCAAAUCUAAGCAUUUUAGAUUUAGGCGGGAACAAGAUCACUCACCUGAAGCCACAUGCAUUUGAUGGGCUGCAUAGCCUGGCCAAUUUGUAUUUAGAUAGAAAUCGUCUGAAUAUGAUUGAUAGCAGUCUCUUUGGGAAACUUCAUGCCACCCUGCAGGUGCUUGAUUUACAGGAUAACCACAUUCAGUAUUUGAAAGAGCAUACAUACUCGCCGUUUAUUAAUAUGUCGAGGCUUCUCGACCUGAAACUUGAUGCGCAGAAACCAAAUGGCAUAUACUUGUUGCCGCGUGCGUUUUUCCGGGGUCUAACUUCUCUAAAAAGUCUUUACCUCACCAACAACCACAUCAUUGGAUUUGGGGAUGAAACAUUUGAUGACCUGAAAAGCUUGGAGUUCUUAACUCUAGUCGACUCAUGUGUCGGGAUCGCCCAACUCAAACCUGGUAUUUUCAAAAACCUUCGAAAAUUGAAGAUGUUAUUGGUUGAGAACAUGGGGAUUAAAUCUUUUUCAAAAGAGGUCUUUGGAAAUUUGACAGGACUAAAGACACUACAUCUGAAUCGCAAUGCCAUGAUGUCUUUGGACAUCAGUUUACUGGACAAUCUGACCAAUCUAACAUACAUUGACAUGCGCAGUUGUCCUCUCAGUUGUGGCUGCCAGAAUAGUGAUCUACAGAACUGGACCGUAAGCAAUAAGAGACUCCAAUUUCCAUAUCUUUACAAUAUUACAUGCCAAGACCAUCCAGGCUCAUAUUUUCACAACUUUGAUACUAAUGUGUGUUAUUUGGACAUAGAACUCUACCUCUUUUCCUUAACUUUUACAUUCACAAUAUUAUUAACCUUAAUACCAUUUCUCUAUGUCAGACUUUAUUGGAAGUUUAAGUACGGCUACUACGUGUUUCGAUCAUGGUUUGGAGAACAGUGGCGUCGCUUAAGGGACCAGGAAGAGAAAUACAAGUAUGAUGCCUUUGUUUCCUACAACUCAGCAGAUGAAGACUGGGUAAUGGAACAGUUGCUGCCGAAUCUCGAGGGUUCUUCAUUUCGGCUCUGCCUCCACCACAGAGAUUUCGAACUGGGCCGCGAUAUUGUCGACAACAUUGUGGCUGCUGUAUAUGGAAGUCGCAAAACGAUCUGUGUGGUCAGUCAGAGCUUCCUUCGCAGUGAAUGGUGCUCACUGGAGAUCCAGCUGGCCAGCUAUCGUCUCUUUCAAGAAAUGCAGGAUGUGCUUUUGCUGGUCUUUCUGGAGCCUAUACCAAAGCAGCAACUGUCCACUUAUCACCGUAUGAGAAAGGUCAUGCUCAAAAAGACCUAUUUGCAAUGGCCAGGGUUAAAUUGUUCUGAUCCAAGCAGUGCAAAAGAACUGUUCUGGAAUCAGUUAAAGAGAGCUCUAAGGAGCAGCAACACUGGAAGCCAAGAGGAGCAGAAGAUGAAGGAGGAGAAUGAUCAGAAGAGAAAAGAGAAGGACAUGGAGGAAACCGAAUAUUUUGUGAAUCAGACACCAAUAGAUGAGGAAGUGUAUUACCUGAUGCCCUGACUACAUGUAUAAAACCAAAUUUACAAUAUAAGUUUAAUUUAAUUUACUUCAAUAAAAGGCUAUAAAUUCUGCAGGCUGCAUACAUUACAAUAUGUAAAAAAUAAUAAUAAUGGAAAAGAUACAAACUUACCAGAAGGUAUUUUUAAUUUUUAUUAGGCUUUUGUGGUGAAAAUGUAAUGAAAAUUAAUUAAAUAAUAUAAUUAAAUAAAUAGAAAUUCACCAGCUAAAAUAACUAUGAUCUACUUACUUUACAAGCGUAUUAAAUUGAAUUCUUAUAUUUUACUUUACUACAAGAUAUUUUAGCAGAUAUAAAACUAAAAUUGUGAAAUCAGUUUGAUGUAAAAAUGUAAAUUUUGUACUGCUUUAUUAAAAGGAUAUAAC